Messenger RNA from Fusarium pseudograminearum CS3096, 3489 nucleotides. RefSeq lists its product as uncharacterized. The transcript is spliced from 3 exons. Lineage: Eukaryota; Fungi; Ascomycota; Sordariomycetes; Hypocreales; Nectriaceae. Bases 1 to 3489 code for a protein of 1162 amino acids. The record is from RefSeq and is a predicted model, not a curated record. Gene Ontology annotation, molecular function: DNA binding. Gene Ontology annotation, cellular component: replication fork protection complex. Gene Ontology annotation, biological process: replication fork arrest; DNA repair; DNA replication checkpoint signaling.
AUGGAGUUGGAAGAUGGGUCAACAGAUAUUGUGCACCCCGAGGUGCGAGCGCACAUCAUCAGUCUUGUCUCUGCACUUGGAGGUUUAAGUGUCGAUGACGGGCAUUACGAACUCGGAGACGACGCCUUUGAGGUACUCCGUGAUCUCAAACGAUGGAUACGUUUCUACGACGAAAAGACGAACCGCAUGGACGUUGCGCGAUGCAUCUACGACGGGAACCUAAUCGCGGGUGACUUGCUCCCCAUUCUUGCGACAUGGCCCGAAAACGCUACGGACAGCAAGUUCAAAGCCAGAAUGGCCCUUGCAUGCUUCGAACUCAUGGUUCCCCUUACGUGGCCCAUGGAGAAAGAUAGAGAACAAAUGACGGUCAACCACCAUCGACACAUGCCCGUCUUGCAGAUGGCACAGGUCAAAUACAAGCGAGCCAUCAUCAACUUCGACGGAGCUCGCAUACUUCAUACAGCCAUACGAGUGGCAUUGCCUUCCAUGGCAGUUCCAAUCGGCGAUCGAACACAACGCGAUUCAGGCAUCAUUAAGCUUAUCUUGUUCUUCCUUCGAAACGUUGCCAUGAUAGAGCUUCCACCCCAUGUUAAAAACCAAACAGACGGGUUCCUGGUAUCCCGAUCUGCUACUAUCGAUGCGUUCUCAUACCAGGACAUCUUUCACGUGCUCCUGACCCUUGCUUCCAAUAUGGGAGACGAUUUCCGAACCGAGGACACAACCGUCAUGGAGAUUAUAUACCACUUGGUGAAGCAAGUGGACACGGAAAGGCUUUUCAUGAACGAGCAACAGCUUAGCAAGGCCAGCACCGGAGAACUAGCCAGCAUGAUGAGCAAGGAAGAAUCUAUGUUGAAGGCGUACAACCGAAAGGGUCCCACUCGUCACAACCGAUUUGGUACAAUGAUUUGGGUGAAGCGAGAGGACGGCAAGAUGUCGUCGCUUUCAGGGCAGGAUGCGCUGGCCGACGCUUCGCUAAGAAACCAGAAGAUGGAUAGUUCAAAGACCCAUAGACCUCCUCGUCGCCCAAGAAAGGCCACCAAGGAUGACAAGGAUUUCGGACUACCGCCCAAGUUGGACUCUCGUGCCUACGGCCAGCUACGAUCGUUCGUGGAGGAUUUCCUCGACUCAGGCUUUAACCCUCUUUUCCAACAUGUCCGCAAGACAAUCGACCGAGAAGCGUCACAUGUAAUGCCCUAUCAUCGUCGCCAAUUCUUCUAUGUGGUUUCUUGGUUUCUUGAAGCCGAGCGUAUGAGACGAAAGGCAAACAAGCAGUCUGGAAAGAACAUAAGCGAGGAUGUCAGCAGUUUCAACCUUAUCGCGGGUGUUCUUGACCAGGAAAUGUUCAUCACUCUUACGAAGGCCCUCCACGAGUCAAUUGAGAUGAAGGACUGGAAUGAAUUAACAGCUAUUAUGCGAUGCUUCACCCAAAUACUUCUUACUGUCCAUGAAAUGUCUGCUUCGGGUAAUGAAGACGACGAGGAGAUCGCCGAGAACGUGCUCAGUCGUCUCUUCUACGAAGAAGCAACUCACGACGCAAUCGCCAACAUCAUCAGAAACUACAAAGACCAGGGCUUCCAGUACCUCGACGCUGCUACGGAACUCGUACAUCACUUUCUCCGUAUUCUCGAAUCGUACUCCAAACAGAAUAUCGACAUGCAAGUUCGUUCGCGACAGCGCACCAGACGGAAGAAGAAGGCAGCACAAGAUGCUGCAGGCGUGGAAAAUGAUAAUGAAGAGAACGACGGCUCAGACAAUGAUGCUGAGUCUGCUGAGAAGAGUACCAAAGAACGCAAGUUCGAUUUCUCUCGUUUUGCCAACCGUUUUACACCGCAAAGUGUGGUUGACACAUUUGUUGCCUUUACGAAAUACUACCGCGAUCUGUCCGAUGCACAACUGAAACGAGCCCACCGAUACUUUUACCGAAUAGCAUUCAAGUCGGAAGCUAGUAUCAUGUUGUUUCGUGUCGACAUCAUCCACCUCUUUUACAACAUGAUACAGGGUCAGGCUGCGCUUGACAAGUCUUCUAGUAUGUUCAAGGAGUGGGAAGAGCUAGUGAAGCAAAUCCUCCGAAAAUGCUUCAAAAAGCUUGAGAAACGCCCCGAACUUCUCGUAGAGAUGCUCUUCAGCAAGGCAGGAAGCACUGCUUUCUUUCUCGAGUACGGUUAUGAAAGACAGACGGUCUCCACAGUCAACAAAGCCAAGCCUGGAGCCGAGUUGGCUUUCAAGAACACCGAAGAGUUGGACCGUCAAAUUGCCAUCGUGGUGGGUGCUAUGCUGGACAAGAAUCAAGCAGACCAUAUUGCUUGGAUCAAGAAAACUCUUAGUGAGGCUGAGAGCGAACGUCGAGCCUUUGCGGCUGCUGAAGAGGCAAUGGCGUCGAUUGAACCUCCGCAAGAGGAUCCGGAAGAGGAUUCUGAACAACAACCAGUAGAGUCUGGACCGAAGUUGCCCCCAAUCUUCUUUGUUCGUCCGGAUGACAAGGACCGCCGGACUGCCAUGUUCAAGAAUUCCCAUAUGCGACUUCUGAUGAACCUCACUGGAAUAACACUACUAGGCUCAGCUGCGGAUGAGACGCUUGAAUCUGUAUGGAUCAUAUCUUCAGAAGUGUCGGCAGAUGUCCUCCAAGAUGCCCUCCAUUAUAUCAACCAAGCCGAGUUCAGCCCGCCGACAUUCGAGGAGGGCGUUCUCGCAGAGCACCAGCUAAAACGCAAAACCGUUCCACGUCAAAAGGCAGUAUUCGAUGACGAUGGUGAAAGCUCUGACGAUGGCGGAAUGUUCGAGGCCGGCGGCCCUACAGUGCGUAAAGUCAUCGACGACGAUAAUCAGCCUAAGAAGUCGUCCAAGAAACGGAAACCCCGUAAAAAACUCACCGAGGAGGAAAAGAAAGCAAGGCGUAAGGAAAUGCGCAGUAACAAGAAGGAAAAAGCAUUGAGUUACAAAUCAUCAAAAUAUGUCAGCAGGGAGGACGACGAAACCGACUCGGAGGCCGAUGAAGCUUUCUUCGCCCAAGAACGCGAGCAGGCAAAACGUGCACCAGUCAAGUUACUUGCUGAGGGAAUCGCUGCGAAACAGAAGCCUGCGAAAAAGAUCCCGAGAAAGCGUACAGCUGCUGAAAGCGAAUCAAGUGGUGAAGAUGACUCCACUGCCAGUACGGAUGAAGAAGAAGAUGAAGACGAAGACGAAGACAAUGACAACAACAGCGAGAAUGACGCUGGUAUAGACUUUAUUCGCAGGGCAAUGAAUGGUACUCUUGUAGAGGAUGAGGAUGAAGAGAUAGAACAAACGUUGCCAGAUGGCAGCGAUGGCGAGAGUCGAAAGAGGAGACGUAUUAGUGAGAAAAAAACGCAGCCUGGCGAGGACCAACAAAUGGGUGGAAUGGACAACAACAAGGCGGGUGAGGAUGAAGAUGAGGAUGAAGUACCUGUUGUUUCCCGAAGACCUCGUCCUCAAAGACGGGGUCCGUUCGAGGAUGACUCGGAUGACGAGUAG